UUCGAAACACUUGCUUCACACAGUAAGCUCUCUGCCUGAGAUACAGUAACUGGCAUUAGCACAGUGUUAAGACCGAGCCUGGACCAACGGGUGGACCAUCAGUCAGGGCAUCCUCUCUUACGACAUCCCCCAUCCCCCUCACCUUGCUCAGCAUCACCCCCACCUUGCUCAGCAGAGAACUACCAUGAUCUCACUCCAGAGGAUGUUGGGCCUCAUGCUCAUGCUGUUACAUGGAGUAGUUACCUUUCCUCUUGAGCUCAACCCUCCCAGAGUGGUGGUGAGAUAUGGAGACUCAGUCUCAGUCAACUGCAGCACAUCAUCCACAGACCAUGAUGGGAUGGGCUGGGAGGCCACAUUCGAAGGUACAAGUGUAGAACAAGAUGUCAACGUUGUCACCUGGACUGUGGAUAACCUUACUGAUUGGAAAAUAGAACCCAAAUGCUACAUCAAUCUCAAUGAUGGCAAACAACACUCAAUAGUACUUCCAGUCAUUCUCUACAAGACUCCAGACAGAGUCUCCAUCUCUGUUCUGAACCCCUCUGGUCCCAUGGUGGAGGGGACACAGUACCAGCUGCAGUGUGACAUUCAGAACAUCGCUCCUCUACAGAACCUGGUUGUGAAGUGGUACAAAGGGAAUGAACCCUUAGAUAAUGUAACUUACAGUAACGUCAGUAAGACACCAGAGGAUGUGUCAGCUACUCUGAUGAUCAGCCCCAGUAGAGAUGAUGAUGGAGCUCAGUAUAGAUGUAGAGCAGAACUGGACCUGGGACCAGAGGGACCACAACCCCAUCCUACAGUGACAUCAGAACCUCUCAGCAUUACUGUGCACUACGCUCCUGAGUUCCUUCCAGGAAAUGACACAGUGGAGGUGAGUGCAGGCAGUGAUGUGUCUCUGAACUGCAGUGCUGAGGGGAACCCUCCUCCUGAGCUGAGGUGGAAUGCCAAUGAGACCACUGUGGGGCGCCUGCGUACUCUCAAUAUCUCCAGAGUAACAGCUAAUGCAACUUACAACUGCACAGUCACAAAUAGACUGGGCUCCAUCACCAAGCAGAUACAUGUCUUAGUAGAUGUACCUCCACAACAACACCCAACAAUGUUCUCCACAGCACCCUCAACUCCAGACACUAUUACCACCCUUCCAGCAACAGCCAAGCCAAAAGUAGUUACCUUUCCUCUUGAACUCAACCCUCCCAGAGUGGUGGUGAGAUAUGGAGACUCAGUCUCAGUCAACUGCAGCACAUCAUCCACAGACCAUGAUGGGAUGGGCUGGGAGGCCACAUCCGGAGGUACAAGUUUAGAACAAGAUGUCAACUUUGUCACCUGGACUGUGGAUAACCUUACUGAUUGGACAAUAGAACCCAAAUGCUACAUCAAUCUCAAUGAUGGCGAACAACCCUCAAAAGUACUUCCAGUCAUUCUCUACAAGACUCCAGACAGAGUCUCCAUCUCUGUUCUGAACCACUCUGGUCCCAUGGUGGAGGGGACACAGUACCAGCUGCAGUGUGACAUUCAGAACAUCGCUCCUCUACAGAACCUGGUUGUGAAGUGGUACGAAGGGGAUGAACCCUUAGAUAAUGUAACUUACAGUAACGUCAGUAAGACACCAGAGGAUGUGUCAGCUACUCUGAUGAUCAGCCCCAGUAGAGAUGAUGAUGGAGCUCAGUAUAGAUGUAGAGCAGAACUGGACCUGGGACCACAACCCCAUCCUACAGUGUCAUCAGAACCUCUCAGCAUUACUGUUCACUACGCUCCUGAGUUCCUUCCAGGAAAUGACACAGUGGAGGUGAGUGCAGGCAGUGAUGUGUCUCUGGACUGCAGUGCUGAGGGGAACCCUCCUCCUGAGCUGAGGUGGACCAACAACACUGCAGAGGGAAAUGCCAAUGAGACCACUGUGGGGCGCCUGCGUACUCUCAAUAUCUCCAGAGUAACAGCUAAUGCAACUUACAACUGCACAGUCACAAAUAGACUGGGCUCCAUCACCAAGCAGAUACAUGUCUUAGUAGAUGUACCUCCACAACAACACCCAAUGAUGUUCUCCACAGCACCCUCAACUCCAGGAACUAUGACCACCCUUCCAGGAACAGCCAAGCCAAAAGUAGUUACCUUUCCUCUUGAGCUCAACCCUCCCAGAGUGGUGGUGAGAUAUGGAGACUCAGUCUCAGUCAACUGCAGCACAUCAUCCACAGACCAUGAUGGGAUGGGCUGGGAGGCCACAUCCGGAGGUACAAGUUUAGAACAAGAUGUCAACUUUGUCACCUGGACUGUGGAUAACCUUACUGAUUGGACAAUAGAACCCAAAUGCUACAUCAAUCUCAAUGAUGGCGAACAACCCUCAAAAGUACUUCCAGUCAUUCUCUACAAGACUCCAGACAGAGUCUCCAUCUCUGUUCUGAACCACUCUGGUCCCAUGGUGGAGGGGACACAGUACCAGCUGCAGUGUGACAUUCAGAACAUCGCUCCUCUACAGAACCUGGUUGUGAAGUGGUACGAAGGGGAUGAACCCUUAGAUAAUGUAACUUACAGUAACGUCAGUAAGACACCAGAGGAUGUGUCAGCUACUCUGAUGAUCAGCCCCAGUAGAGAUGAUGAUGGAGCUCAGUAUAGAUGUAGAGCAGAACUGGACCUGGGACCAGAGGGACCACAACCCCAUCCUACAGUGACAUCAGAACCUCUCAGCAUUACUGUUCACUACGCUCCUGAGUUCCUUCUAGGGAAUGACACAGUGGAGGUGAGUGCAGGCAGUGAUGUGUCUCUGAACUGCAGUGCUGAGGGGAACCCUCCUCCUGAGAUGAAGUGGAACUACACCGCUGCACGCAAUGUGAAGUUGUCCACUGAGGGGCGCCAGAGGACUGUUAGAAUCACCACAGCUACGUCUACCAACGCUGGGAUCUACAUCUGCACUGCCACGAAUAUAGUUGGGACGGCCACCAGAACAACAACAUUAUUAACUAUGAAAGGUGGCUCCUCGAGUAUAAUUUAUAUAAUUUGGGUGAUUGUAUUUGUUUCCCUGGUCAUUGUCCUGGUAGUCCUGAUAGUCUUCUGUAUGAUGAAGAAAAGACAAGGACAUUAUGAUUUCAUACCAGUCAACCAGACAAACAACGUUCCAAUGAUGCCAAUGUCUACAACAGGGGAAGGCAACCAUGAUCCAGAGGGGUAUCCUACGAAGGUUUGAGGAGUUACCUCAGUAAAUUAGAUCAACUCUUGAGUUCAACUCGGGAUAGCCAGUCAUAGGAAAGUGUCUCACCCUUUAGCCAGGUACAUUUCAGAACUAAUCUGCUCCUGGGCAGGCUAACUCCAGUCCAGUAGAGGUUACUGAGGGGAGGACGGUCCAUAAUAAUGGCUGGAACGGAGCGUGGAUACCAUUCCACUGAUUGCGCUCCAGCCAUUACCACGAGCCCGUAUUCUCCCGAUUAAUGUGCCAACAAUCUCCUGUGAACUCCACUUACUGAAGUGACUGAGCCACGAGUUGAAGACCAAUUAAAUAUGAAUCCCUCCCGCUUGUAAAGAUUGCGUCAUCAUCUACUGCAUUUGAGGAAGACUAUAUUUUAUUCAUGAGAUGUUUUUUUUGGGGGGUUCAAAUAUAUAACAUUCCAAAUUUUGUAAUGACAGAAUGCAUUUUAAACUUCACGCACAGUAACACUUUUGUACAACAUUAAAAUGAUUUGGUCUACAUGCAACACUGGGAUUUAAUAAAUAAAAUCCUUAAAAAUACAUUUAAUCCACAUCAUUGAACAAUUCAUUCUGAAUGAAAAACUAAAUUUAUUUAUUUCAAACAACAAUGAGACUGCGUGAUCUGCAAAAGUAUUUAAAAUGUAAGAUUAGGGUGGCGAUUCAAUCGGAGUAAUGUAUUUUACUUGACUUUGAAUGUGACUUUGAGUAACAAAUCUAUGUGCGUUUACUGUUAAUACACUUGUAUAGGAUUUGGAGUCAAUGUCAACUAUGUGUAGUCUAGACUAGGGCCGCAACUUUGGUUCAAGUAGUGGGGGGACAUAAUAUUAUCAUUUGUUUUAAAAUAUCCAGUCCGAUAAACACUAAAAACAGCCUUUGCGACCGCUCGGAGACAUCCGCGUGGUCUUAAAGCACACAGCGCCUAGUUUUGUAUCACAUUCCAAUGGUAAAACUGGGGAGGACAAAAUUGAAUUUCAGAAUGUGGGGGGGACAUGCCUCCGUCUCCAGUGAAAGUUGUGUCCUUGCUAGGAUUUGCACUGUAUAAGAAAAAUAACAACAUGAAAUGUAUUCCUGCCAUGUGCUGGCUGCCCUCUUGAACAAAUAGUGUUGUAAAAUUUGAGGAUUUAUGUAAGUAUGAAGUAGCUAUGUGUGUGUGCUUACCUUAGUCUAGAAAAUGAAUCAGAAUACUGUUGAUACAUAGGCCUUGAUUCAGUGGUACAGUUUGUUGAAUUGUGUUUACACAACCUAACUAUGAGCUUUUUUAGUGUGACUAGCGUUUUUUAAAUGCUUUUGUAGAUUUUUGCCUGUUCAAGUGUCUUGCAUCUGACAACAUACAAAGGAAUUGAAUAAGAAUGUUCAUAUUUCUAUAUCAAUAGUUAAUUGUAUUGCUUGCUGUAGUCUAAUUACAAUAGAAUCUGAACAUUAAUUUUCCUUUAUAAAACUAUUUUCAAAUAUGUUUUUAAAAGUGACUUGUGUAUGCCCAUAAAUAAACCAGAUUCACUGAUUAUGACAUGCCACUGCCA
Oncorhynchus nerka (sockeye salmon) is the source of this 4691-nucleotide messenger RNA. RefSeq names its product vascular cell adhesion protein 1-like. The record is from RefSeq and is a predicted model, not a curated record. Gene Ontology annotation, molecular function: integrin binding. Lineage: Eukaryota; Metazoa; Chordata; Actinopteri; Salmoniformes; Salmonidae. Gene Ontology annotation, biological process: cell-cell adhesion. Gene Ontology annotation, cellular component: membrane. The coding region runs from base 185 to 3172 and encodes 995 amino acids. The transcript is spliced from 11 exons.